Molecule: messenger RNA, 2043 nt
Organism: Pipistrellus nathusii (Nathusius's pipistrelle)
Lineage: Eukaryota; Metazoa; Chordata; Mammalia; Chiroptera; Vespertilionidae
Source: the annotation of a GenBank genome assembly
AUGGAUUUUGAAACUUCACGGUGUGCCACCCUACAGUACUGUCCCGACCCUUAUAUCCAGCGGUUUGUAGAAACCCCUGCUCAUUUCUCUUGGAAAGAAAGUUAUUAUCGAUCCACUAUGUCACAGAGCACACAGACAAGUGAAUUCCUCAGUCCAGAGGUUUUCCAGCAUAUCUGGGAUUUUCUGGAACAACCCAUAUGUUCGGUUCAGCCCAUUGACUUGAACUUUGUAGAUGAACCAUCAGAAAAUGGAGCAACAAACAAGAUUGAGAUUAGCAUGGACUGUAUUCGCAUGCAGGACUCGGACCUGAAUGACCCCAUGUGGCCACAGUACACGAACCUGGGGCUCCUGAACAGCAUGGACCAGCAGAUUCAGAAUGGUUCCUCAUCCACCAGCCCCUACAACACAGAUCACGCUCAGAACAGUGUCACGGCACCCUCGCCCUAUGCGCAGCCCAGCUCCACCUUCGACGCCCUCUCACCGUCACCUGCCAUCCCCUCCAACACUGACUACCCGGGACCGCACAGCUUCGAUGUGUCCUUCCAACAGUCCAGCACCGCCAAGUCAGCCACCUGGACGUAUUCCACUGAACUGAAGAAACUCUACUGCCAAAUUGCCAAGACAUGCCCCAUCCAGAUCAAGGUGAUGACCCCACCCCCUCAGGGUGCUGUCAUCCGUGCCAUGCCUGUCUACAAGAAAGCUGAGCAUGUCACCGAGGUGGUGAAAAGGUGCCCCAACCAUGAGCUGAGCCGGGAAUUCAAUGAGGGACAGAUUGCCCCUCCAAGUCAUUUGAUUCGAGUGGAAGGGAACAGCCAUGCCCAGUAUGUAGAAGACCCCAUCACAGGCAGACAGAGUGUGCUGGUACCUUAUGAGCCACCCCAGGUUGGCACUGAAUUCACUACAGUCUUAUACAAUUUCAUGUGUAACAGCAGUUGUGUUGGAGGGAUGAACCGCCGUCCAAUUUUAAUCAUUGUUACUCUGGAAACCAGAGAUGGGCAAGUCCUGGGCCGACGUUGCUUUGAGGCCCGGAUCUGUGCUUGCCCAGGGAGAGACAGGAAGGCUGAUGAAGACAGCAUCAGAAAGCAGCAGGUCUCGGACAGCACAAAGAACGGUGAUGGUACGAAGCGCCCUUUUCGUCAGAACACACAUGGCAUCCAGAUGACAUCCAUCAAGAAACGAAGAUCCCCUGAUGAUGAACUGUUAUACCUACCAGUGAGGGGCCGUGAGACAUAUGAAAUGCUGUUGAAAAUCAAGGAAUCCCUGGAACUCAUGCAGUACCUUCCCCAGCACACGAUUGAAACAUACAGGCAGCAGCAGCAGCAGCAGCACCAGCAUUUACUUCAAAAACAGACCUCAAUGCAGUCUCAGUCUUCAUAUGGUAACAGCUCCCCACCUCUGAACAAAAUGAACAGCAUGAACAAGCUGCCUUCUGUGAGCCAGCUUAUCAACCCUCAGCAGCGCAACGCCCUCACUCCCACCACCAUUCCAGAUGGCAUGGGAGCUAACCUUCCUAUGAUGGGCACCCACAUGCCAGUGGCUGGAGACAUGAAUGGACUCAGCCCCACCCAGACCCUCCCUCCCCCACUCUCCAUGCCAUCCACCUCCCACUGCACCCCCCCGCCUCCGUACCCCACAGAUUGCAGCCUUGUCAGUUUCUUAGCAAGGUUGGGCUGUUCAUCAUGUCUGGACUAUUUCACGACCCAGGGGCUGACCACCAUCUAUCAGAUUGAGCAUUACUCCAUGGAUGAUUUGGCAAGUCUAAAAAUUCCUGAGCAAUUCCGACAUGCAAUCUGGAAAGGCAUUCUGGACCACCGGCAGCUACACGACUUCUCCUCCCCUCCCCACCUCCUGCGGACCCCAAGUGGUACCUCUACAGUCAGUGUGGGCUCCAGUGAGACCCGGGGUGAGCGUGUUAUUGAUGCUGUGCGCUUCACUCUCCGCCAGACCAUCUCCUUCCCACCCCGCGAUGAGUGGAAUGACUUCAACUUUGACAUGGAUGCUCGUCGCAACAAGCAACAGCGUAUCAAAGAAGAGGGGGAGUGA